UUUGCUGGCAUCAUGCGCAGUCUUCAAAAAAUCCUGCUCCUCCAUGUUCUGGCAUGUCUCGAACGACUCACACAUGUUAUUGCCAUCAUACAUGGAAAAAAAGCCCCAGAGAACUCGAUGCAGUACAUGGCCUCUGUGCAGGACAACAACGGUCACCAUGUUUGUGGAGGAUUUCUCAUCACUGAGGAAUUUGUAGUCUCGGCUGCACAAUGUGAUGACUCGAGCCCCACACACGUUGUUCUCGGCAACCACAAUCUCAAGAACGGCAAUCAUCAAAAAAUAAAGAUUGAAAACAAACUCAUCCAUGAAAAUUACCAACACGUUGGACUGGGUAAUGACAUCAUGCUGAUUAAACUGUCUGAGAAAGUUAAACUGGGCCAUGGAGUAGAAAUAAUUCAAAUUCCACAUGCUGAAAUAAACCUAAAAGAAAACCAAGUGUGUCAGGUGGCUGGAUGGGGAACAACUAAAACUCAUGGUAAACCUGUUGAUGAGCUGAUGGUGGUGGACGUGUCUGUCAUUGACAAACAAGUCUGUAAAGAACAAUGGCCUGAUCUUCCUGCCAAUGUAACCUGUGCAGGUGGAUAUAAGACAAACAAAGGAUUCUGUCAGGGAGAUUCUGGUGGUCCUCUGGUGUGUCAUGGGUUUGCUGUUGGGGUUGUUUCUUUCAACUAUAAGGAGAACUGCAAUUACCCCAAUAAACCCAACGUCUAUACGGACAUCUCAAAAUACCGUCAGUGUUUCUGAAAACAUUUUUUGUGUAAAACACUUAAAAUAAAAAGGUUUUUCUUUUCACUAUUGAAAUGUGAGAAUUUCUGAUUCUUUCAUCAGUUUAACCAAAAACAAAAAUACAAACGUAUCCCACACUCAAUCUGUCAUUUCUUUCUGUAACAGCCAAAAGGCUGAAUUUUUAAUAUUAUUUCUGCCUUUGUAGUGGACCACGCUUCAGUUUGCCUGUGACGAAAGACAUAUUUGCAUCCUUGUAUGUUUUUUUGC
Molecule: messenger RNA, 993 nt
Organism: Maylandia zebra (zebra mbuna)
Lineage: Eukaryota; Metazoa; Chordata; Actinopteri; Cichliformes; Cichlidae
Biological process (GO): proteolysis
Molecular function (GO): serine-type endopeptidase activity
Source: RefSeq, a predicted model, not a curated record